Molecule: messenger RNA, 1635 nt
Organism: Capronia epimyces CBS 606.96
Lineage: Eukaryota; Fungi; Ascomycota; Eurotiomycetes; Chaetothyriales; Herpotrichiellaceae
Exons: 1
Coding region: 1-1635 (544 amino acids)
Biological process (GO): regulation of DNA-templated transcription
Cellular component (GO): nucleus
Molecular function (GO): zinc ion binding
Source: RefSeq, a predicted model, not a curated record
AUGAGUGGCGAUCUCCAGCCGUGGGCCCUGCCCCGGCUCCAACGGCUGCUCCCCAUCGACGACGGCUCGCUGAAGGAGAUCAUCACGUAUACAUCGAGCCUUCCAAAGGCUGCAGCUGCCGAUCAUCUCAAGAACCUACUGGGCGACUCACCGCAAGCCCUGGAGUUCAUCUCGUCCUUCAACGCGAGACGGGCAAAUAUCUCAUCCGAUCCGGCUCCAUCCUCAGUCUCACGCGGCGAAGAUGGUUUCCCACCUCCGAAGAAGAAAUCAACGAAGAAAUCAAAGCCUCCUCUCCACUCUACAGGUCCUGCACGCCGUCCUGAAGGCUACGGCAACGUGGCUGGUGGAUACAAAAAACACUACGAGGACGAUAGCCAUUCUUCAACCCAGAGACCAACAUCACGCGACCACAGCGCCGCUCUUCUCUCAGAAACACCUGAGGCGUGGCAAGCACCGUUUUUAACAGAAAGCCAGACCGCGGGCCUGCCGUCUGGAGACGUUUCACCAGCUAAACCGUCACAGAAGCUACCACCAUCCGCAUCUGGGCAGCUGAUAUCUGACUUCGGGUUUGCAAAUGUGCGGGCGAAGCAGUCCAAGAGGCCUGUGCAUGCCACCCACCCACAACCACAGUCUGGAACCUCGACACCGAACAAGGCCGGUGCCACGACAACUACGUCAAGCGUGGCCGACUUGACAGCAGCCAUCGCGGCUCUGGAGCUCGCUACAAAUCCGACGUUGUCUACCAAGAGGAGAAAAUGCGAUUGCAACGCUUCAAUACAUCCUCUAUUUACAACCGCACCAAACUGUCUCAACUGUGGAAAGAUCAUAUGUGCCUUGGAAGGACUUCAGCCUUGUUCGUUCUGCGACACGCCGUUACUGACCAAAGACCAAGUCAACGACAUGAUAAAGGCGUUGAAGGAGGAACGAGGGAUCGAGAAAAUGGCGGCCCACAAUGCUGCACAAGCUCAAUCAGGCAGGGGCACGCCGGUCUUUGGUGGUUCGACACCAGACAGUGCUUCUGGAGAUGAGUUGUCCUCUGCGGCUUCUCGGGCUCGAGCGCAUCGAGAUAAGCUGUUGGCAUUUCAACGGGACAACGCACAACGGACGCGAGUGUAUGACGAAGCCGCAGACUACGAUAUGAGUUUAACACCGGGUGCCACGCAGUGGAUGAGUCCCGUCCAGCGGGCUGCGGCACUAAAGAAACAGCAGAAGUACCUGCGGGAGCUGGAAGAGGCCAGCCGUCCGGAAUGGGAAAAGAAGAGGACGGUGAUGAGCAUGAGUAUCAAGAAUGGGAAGCUGGUCAAGACAUACGGGCACGGGAAAGUACCGACAGCGGCCGAGAAAGACGAGUCGGCCGCGCCUACGGAUGAUGAGGACGAAGGCGACAGUCAAGACCAACACCUUAGUCUUGGUGGCAAAGACGCCUUCAGCAACAACCCUUUGCUGGCUACUGGGAAGCUCAUCCGUCCCGUGUGGAAGGCUCCCGAGGGAUCCGAGAAAGGCAAGAGCGCUGACACAGAUGGUCAGGUCCCAAGGAAAAGUGUGUGGAGAAGAGUUCAGGAUGACAAUGUUGAUAACGAGCACUGGAUCUUGGAUGGAGGCCUGCAUGGAUCCGGAACAGAGAGUACUACUUAG